AUGACACAAGAACUAAGCUACUUGCAGCUGAAAACUGCGAACGAAGCGAGACAGUCGGAUGAGCAGAAAACCGAAUUCAGAAAGAGAGAAAUACUAGUCCUAAUUUUGGGCUAUCUCAGUGAUGAAGGCUACCUGGACACUGUAAAUACGUUGGAAACAGAGUCAGGACUUAGCUUGGAAAAAUACUCUGUUUGCGAUAACAUUGACCUACCUACGGUAUUACAGGAGUAUGAAUCAUAUUACAAUGUUAAAUUUAAUCGAUACCCAAAAAUUAUUAGAAAAUUACAAAAUCCUGAGAAAGGCAAGCCAAAUAGGUCAAUUAAGGGUAAUUUAAGAAAUCGUCAGAAUUCCUGUUCUCUGCCCAAUAUAAACACGUCCAAGAAUGAAAGCGAGACAUCUCCAAACAGACCUCAAAGCGAUGGUAAACGAAAGGUUUCUUCGAAAACGAAGGUUGCCAAGGCAAAAUCUCUAACGACCGUUAAUCAAGAUGAUCUAAGCUUAGCAGGAAAUGCAUUAUCCAAUCAGGGUGCAAGUAAAGAUACAGUACAAACGGUGAAGAAUAUACAUGGAAAAAAUGUUAUUGUGGAUAUGAAAGCCAUGUUGUCGAAUGCAAUCAAAAGUAAUUAUCUAACAAGCAGCAAUGAAUCGUCAGAAAAAUUAUUGAAACCUUUAGCAGGUUUCGCUGGCCUCACUGGCGAAUGGCGUGAGCUUGCUGCCGUCGUUAGCAGAGAUAUAUAUUUGGACAAUCCUGACGUUUAUUGGCAUGAUAUCGUUGGGCUCGAAAGUGCUAAACGACUCGUUAAGGAAGCUGUUGUGUAUCCAAUAAAGUACCCACAGCUUUUCACUGGAAUUUUAUCUCCUUGGAAGGGACUAUUGUUGUACGGGCCACCUGGUACGGGUAAAACGCUACUUGCCAAAGCUGUUGCAACAGAAUGCAACACAACCUUCUUCAACAUAUCUGCUUCAACCAUCGUUAGUAAAUGGCGUGGCGAUUCAGAAAAGUUGGUUAGAGUAUUGUUUGAGCUGGCUCGUUUUCACGCACCUUCUACGAUUUUCCUUGACGAGUUAGAGUCACUAAUGAGCCAACGAGGAGCUGGUUCAAGUGGCGACCAUGAAGGCAGUCGAAGAAUGAAAACUGAGCUGUUAAUACAAAUGGAUGGUUUGGCUAAAUCUAAUGAUCUUGUCUUCCUACUGGCCGCAUCAAACUUGCCAUGGGAGCUCGACCAUGCCAUGCUACGUCGGCUCGAGAAACGAAUCCUCGUUAAUCUACCGUCAGAAGAAGCAAGAAAGCAAAUGCUCAGCAGUCACUUACCGCAGACAAUUAAUUCACCAUCUAAUGGGUUAGAGAUUAAGACCGAAAUUGAUUAUGAUCUUUUUGCUAAGAAAUUGGAUGGUUAUUCUGGGUCAGAUAUUAAACUGUUGUGCAAAGAGGCAGCCAUGAGGCCGCUACGUAAAGUGUUUGACAUGCUUGAGAAUGUGGGAGAUGAACGGUCAGCCACUCUACCACAACUGCAGUUGAAUCCUGUUACAAAUGAUGAUUUGCAAGCUGCUCUUUCAACUACAAAACCCUCUGCUCGUCAACUGCAGGACAAAUACGCUGAAUGGCAAAAAGAGUACGAAUCUGUAUAA
Paramuricea clavata is the source of this 1629-nucleotide messenger RNA. The record is from the annotation of a GenBank genome assembly. NCBI's taxonomy places the organism in Eukaryota, Metazoa, Cnidaria, Anthozoa, Malacalcyonacea, Plexauridae.